Molecule: messenger RNA, 1965 nt
Organism: Aspergillus steynii IBT 23096
Lineage: Eukaryota; Fungi; Ascomycota; Eurotiomycetes; Eurotiales; Aspergillaceae
Product: RCC1 domain-containing protein
Exons: 2
Coding region: 55-1680 (541 amino acids)
Cellular component (GO): cytoplasm
Molecular function (GO): guanyl-nucleotide exchange factor activity
Source: RefSeq, a predicted model, not a curated record
AGCCUUAAGAAAAAAAAAAAAAAAAAGAAAAAAAAAAACAAUAAUAAUAUAACCAUGCCCCCGAAGAAAAGCGUGUCCAAGGUUCCUGCAAAAGCUUCGAGUACAUCAAAAAGUACUACAAAUAGCUCCACGGCAAAAACUACCGCGUCUAAAGCUACGACCAAGGGUCGCUCUUCAAAAAACAACACAGCUACUGAGAAAUCUGCUGCGACCGCUAAACAUGAAGCUACCGGUUCGUCGAAAAGAUCAGCCAACUCUACAUCCGCCGCAACAAUGAAAAAGCGGAAAGUCGACGAGGUCGACGAAGAACCAGCUCCCGAAGCCAAAGAAGCCAAAAAACCCCGUGUUGCGAAACCUCGUGUCACGAAAGAGAAACCCAAAUUGGUCAUCAACAAGGCUCCCACCACUCGCCUUAACGUCUACGUCUGCGGCGAAGGAAGCUCUGGUGAACUUGGUCUCGGGCCGGAAAAGAAUGCAGUUGACGUCAAACGGCCACGUCUCAACCCUCACCUACCGGCGGACCGUGUAGGUGUUGUGCAAGUUGCUGUCGGUGGCAUGCAUUGCGUUGCUCUUACGUAUGACAACAAGAUACUUACAUGGGGUGUUAACGACCAAGGCGCUCUUGGAAGAGAUACCGCGUGGGAGGGGGGCUAUAAGGAUAUCGAGGACAACAAAAGCGAUGCAGACUCGGACUCGGACGAUGAACCUGCCCUAAACCCACGCGAGUCUACACCCACUGCUAUUCCAUCGAACGCGUUCCCUGAAGGCACUGUUAUCGUAGAGGUUACUGCUGGCGAUAGUUCCAGUUUUGCCCUCACCGACGAUGGCCAGGUUUAUGGAUGGGGAACCUUUAGGAGCAAUGACGGCAUCUUAGGCUUUGAUGCUGGUCACGAGGUCCAGUCUACUCCGGCUCUGAUUCCGUCCUUGAAGAAGAUCAAACACUUAACCUGUGGGGACAACCAUGUCCUUGCUUUGAACGAGAAGGGUGCUGUAUUUUCGUGGGGAUCCGGUCAGCAAAAUCAAUUGGGUCGCCGCAUUAUCGAACGCAACAGACUGAACGGUCUACAGCCGCGGGAAUUCGGCCUCCCCAAGAACAUCGUUCACAUUGCCUGUGGCGCGUUUCACUCUUUUGCUGUUCAUCAAUCCGGCAAAGUCUAUGCUUGGGGCUUGAACAGUUUUGGCGAAACAGGCGUUCGGAAUGGUGCCGGUGACGACGAGGCUGCUAUAGUUCACCCUACUGUGGUUGACUCCCUGUCUGGGAAAAACAUCACUCAGCUCUGUGGCGGCGCACAUCAUUCACUUGCUGCCUCAGAUGAUGGCCAAUGUCUUGUGUGGGGUCGCUUGGACGGGUACCAAACAGGUUUAAAAAUCGACUCUCUGCCUGACGAAGCUGUUAUCAAAGACGAACGCGGACGACCUCGCAUCUUGAUUGAGCCCACGCCUGUGCCUGGGAUCAAAGCCAAUGUUGUUGCAGCUGGAUCCGAUCAUUCAAUCGCCAUCGAUGCUGAUGGUCGUCCAUGGUCAUGGGGCUUCUCUGCUACCUAUCAAACCGGUCAAGGCACACAGGAUGACAUCGAGGUAGCGACCAUCGUGGAGAAUACCGCCGUGCGUGGCAAGAUCCUCAACUGGGCUGGAGCCGGUGGCCAGUUUUCUGUAUUCACAGAGCCAGUGAAACCGUGAAAGAAGCCUCUGGUCUGUUAAAUCAUUGUGUUAUCUCGCAUGCUAGAGGGGUUUUGGCUACACUUGGACUACUACUGCGGCGGUAGCGAAUCCGUCAGUCUUGUGUCUUGGCGCCAUUUUUGGAUGGUUAUGUCGAGUUUGGCUAAGACUUGGGCUAUCCUUAGGGUGACGUGUAGCUGCCCUUUUUGUACCACUGUAUCUAUUUCGAGCUGCAAGGUGUUGGUUUUUAAAUUCAAUAUUAAGUAUAGGUUCAUUGAAUAACAACAACUUGAAAGAAUGAGCGUC